AGCAUGCGUGAAUUUGCCGCCCAGCACUUUAUUUUUGCCCUUCCCGCUGAUGCUCUAUAAAUAACAACAUUUUAUGUGCGCGAGGGUUUUCAACAACAGCGGGUGGUGGUGCCGGUCCGCUAUAUCCAGAGCGGCUGCUUACACUCUUCCACCGUCUCCUCCUCCUCCUUCUGCCCUAACUGCGGCUGCGGCGGCGUCGCGGCUGAUACUUACGACUCCACAGCUCCGGCGGUGUUCCCUCAUGGGUUCGGCGGGGGUGGAAUGGCCGGCGAACAGGGUCAGGGAUACCUACAUCAGUUUCUUCGAAGGGAAGCAGCACGUGAACUGGAAAUCGAGCCCCGUCGUUCCUCACAAUGACCCCACGCUUCUCUUUGCCAACGCUGGUAUGAAUCAGUUCAAGCCUAUCUUCUUAGGGGCUGUUGAUCCAAACAACCCCAUGGGCAAGCUCACUCGUGCUUGCAACACCCAAAAGUGCAUCAGAGCUGGGGGGAAACACAAUGAUCUUGAUGAUGUUGGAAAAGACACCUACCAUCACACAUUCUUUGAGAUGCUGGGAAAUUGGUCGUUUGGGGAUUAUUUUAAAAAAGAAGCAAUUGAAUGGGCUUGGGAGCUUCUCACCAAGGUGUAUGGACUACCUACUGAUCGCAUAUAUGCAACCUAUUUUGGUGGUGAUGAGAAGUCUGGCCUUGUUGCUGAUAAUGAAGCUAGGGAUAUAUGGCUCAAAUUUCUGCCACCGGGACGAGUAUUGCCUUUUGGUUGUAAGGACAACUUUUGGGAGAUGGGUGAUACUGGUCCUUGUGGACCCUGCACUGAAAUACAUUUUGAUAGAAUUGGGAAUCGUGACGUUGCAUCUUUGGUUAACAAUGACGAUCCUACGUGCAUUGAAAUAUGGAACCUCGUGUUUAUUCAGUUUAAUAGGGAAGGAGACGGUUCACUAAAACCUCUUCCUGCCAAACACGUUGAUACUGGAAUGGGGUUUGAAAGAUUAACUUCCAUUCUCCAGAAUAAGAUGAGCAAUUAUGAUACAGAUGUGUUCAUGCCCAUCUUUGAUGCCAUCCAACAAGCAACCGGAGCUCGACCGUAUUCUGGCAAAGUUGGACCAGAUGACGUAGACAAAGUUGACAUGGCAUACAGGGUUGUUGCCGACCACAUUAGAACUCUUUCAUUUGCCAUUGCUGAUGGUUCUUGUCCAGGCAAUGAGGGGCGUGAAUAUGUCCUCAGGCGUAUUCUUCGGCGAGCUGUACGUUAUGGAACUGAAGUCCUAAAGGCUCAACCUGGAUUCUUCAACGGGCUUGUAAAGGUUUUGGUGGAAGUCAUGGGUGAUGUAUUCCCGGAGCUGAGACAACAUGAAGUGCAUAUCAGGGACAUUAUUGCAGAUGAAGAAGCAAGUUUUGGCAAGACAUUGCUUAACGGAAUUGAGAAAUUCAAGCGCGCUGCUCAAGAUGUUCAAGGGAAGAUAUUAAGUGGCCAGGAUGCUUUUGUCCUGUGGGACACAUAUGGCUUCCCAUUAGAUCUGACUCAGUUGAUGGCAGAAGAGAGAGGCUUGGUAGUUGACAUUGAGGGUUUUGACAUUGCUAUGAAUGAAGCUAGGGAAAGAUCAAGGAAUGCUCAGAAUAAGCAAGCUGGUGGUACUAUUCUCCUGGAUGCCGAUGCUACCUCGGCAUUACACAAAAGAGAGAUUUUGGCAACAAACGACAGCUUCAAGUUUACGUUGUUUCAGGAUCAUGAAAGUGUGAUAAAAGCUAUUUACACAGGAAGGGAAUUCUUGGAAAGUGUUGUUGGUCGUGAUGAAAUUGGUGUUAUUUUGGAAACUACUAGCUUUUAUGCUGAGCAAGGUGGUCAGAUUUUUGAUACUGGAUCAAUUGAAGGCCCGUUUGGAUCAUUUCAAGUUAGCGAUGUACAAAGUUAUGGAGGCUUUGUUGUUCACAUUGGUUCUUUUGCUUGGGAAACAGGGAAGUUCUCUGUGGGUGAUAAAGUGAUAUGUAAGGUUGAUUAUAAUAGACGUAAGCUUGUUGCUCCUAACCAUACCUGUACGCACAUGUUGAAUUUUGCACUCAGGGAAGUACUUGGAAACCAUGUUGACCAGAAGGGAUCUAUUGUUCUUCCUGAGAAAUUGAGAUUUGAUUUUUCUCAUGGCAAGCCUGUGAAACCUGAUGAGUUGAGAAAAAUUGAGUCGAUUGUGAAUGAGCAAAUCGAGGCUGAACUGGACGUAUUUGCAAAGGAGGCCACGCUGACUGAUGCUAAGCGUAUUAAUGGUUUACGAGCUGUAUUUGGAGAAGUCUAUCCAGACCCAGUGAGGGUUGUGUCAAUUGGGCGAAAAGUGGAAGAUCUUCUUGCUGAUCCAGAAAAUGAAGAGUGGUUAUCAGUUUCCGCUGAGCUUUGUGGAGGGACCCAUAUUUCAAAUACACGAGAGGCUAAGGCGUUUGCUCUUUUGUCGGAAGAGGGAAUUGCGAAAGGAAUUCGUAGAGUAACUGCUGUUACAACAGAUUUUGCUUUUAGGGCCAUGGAACUGGCAUCAUCACUUGAGCAGGAUGUAAAUGAGACCUCAAAAGCAGAGGGAAUCCUACUGGAACAGAAAGUGAGUUCUUUGAAUGGUCGCGUGGAAUCUGCAGCUAUUCCAUCAGCCAAGAAAGCCGAUCUUAAGGACAAAAUAUCAGUGCUUCAGAAACAAGUGAUAAAAGCAAAAAAGGAGAUUGAGGAGGAGAAUAAGCAGAAAGCUGUUCAGGCUGCAAUUGAGACAGCAGAAAUUACUGCUCGCGAUGGGAAACCUUUCUGUAUAUUACGCGUUGAUGUUGGCCCAGACACUAAUGCAAUUCGUGAAGCAGUUGUCAAAGUCAAGGAUGAGAAGGGGAUCCCAGUCAUGGUUUUCAGCAUUGAUGAAACUGCAAACAAAGCUUUGGUCUGCGCAGGGGUACCGGAGAAAUGUAAACAAAUCAAGGUAUUGGAGUGGCUGGUGGAAGCUUUAAAGCCUCUAAAAGGAAAGGGUGGAGGAGGAAAAGGCGGUGUUGCUCAAGGCCAGGGAACCGAUACAUCGAACUUGGACAAUGCGAUGGAGGUGGCGAAAUCGUUCGCGGCCAUGAAAUUGAGCUCUGACAAAAAAUAGCUUUAAGUAUUUUCUAGUGUACUCUGGCGGAAGCAUGGCGUGGAAUGGUUGACUACAUUCCCAACAGUUGAUUAGUCUAACGAAAUAUAUCAAAGGAAACACUAUAGAAAGUCCAUUUGAUGGGAUAAAAAUACUUCCUUCUUUAUUAGCCACACGACAUUGUACUACGAAAUUGAAGCGGUUAAAGUUGAUUUUAUUUUUUUGUGCUAA
This is a messenger RNA of Rhododendron vialii, 3313 nucleotides long. RefSeq names its product alanine--tRNA ligase. Gene Ontology annotation, molecular function: nucleic acid binding; amino acid binding; ATP binding. The record is from RefSeq and is a predicted model, not a curated record. Bases 74 to 3103 code for a protein of 1009 amino acids. The transcript has 23 exons. Lineage: Eukaryota; Viridiplantae; Streptophyta; Magnoliopsida; Ericales; Ericaceae. Gene Ontology annotation, biological process: alanyl-tRNA aminoacylation; tRNA modification. Gene Ontology annotation, cellular component: chloroplast; mitochondrion; cytoplasm.